This is a messenger RNA of Eimeria necatrix, 1146 nucleotides long. RefSeq lists its product as hypothetical. Lineage: Eukaryota; Apicomplexa; Conoidasida; Eucoccidiorida; Eimeriidae. The record is from RefSeq and is a predicted model, not a curated record. The transcript is spliced from 10 exons. Bases 1 to 1146 code for a protein of 381 amino acids.
AUGGAGAGCAGCACAUGCGCUGAUUCUCAACGCUGGAGAGCUCUGCACGGAAAAAGAACUGAGGAGCUUCUGAAGGGUUCUGCUGCUGGCCUGCGGACGUCAUGGGAAGACAGUGGCUUUAAAGGCCUCCAUAGACGUCAACGAUACGCCACAAGCACUGAGGUUGCCGAAAGCCUUGUUUGCGGAGGUGAGCAGUCCAGCAAGCCAACUAGCGCUAGGAAGCUCGAACUCUAUCAGAGAAGAAAUUCCAGCAGCAAGCUUCAAGAUGCCAUCAAAUGGACAGGUGGCCAAGAAGAACCUGGAGUUUUGAAUCUGCAAGGGUUACAAGGAAUUUCGGUAGAUAGCGCUCACUUUCGGUCUGUGCAGAGCCUGAAACGACUUAUCCCACUUUCUGGGAAGCAGAAUAUCGGAGAAAUUUUGGAGCAUCGCUUUGUCCAUACGGGUCGUUCCGAUCCUACUGAGAAUAAUGAGCCUCAUGUUGGAGGGAAGGCACAAUCCAGGUUUCCCCGUGACUCGCACGACAUUCGAGGCAUAAUCCACCAUUCGUACUUGAGUGGCGAUCCAACUUCACUUGUGCACCGUCGCACGUCUCACGUUCACGCUGCAGAAAACCCAUGCAGAUGGGGUGUCGACGUUUUUAACUAUCAGCUACCAGAACCCAGGAAGCUACGAGGCAUAGCCACUGAAGAGAACUUAGGGGCUAAUUUGGUCCCAAAGCGGAGUCUAGAUGAGCGGUCAAAUUCCGGAAAAACGUCGAGUUGCACCACGCAGAGUCAUUUCCAAGGGCAUCUUGAGCCGUCAACGCUGUAUCCCGUGGAACGCUCAACUCAAAAGUUUUCCCAAGGGAAGAGGAGGACCACAACGGAAACAGACAGUCUCGAUCAAACGUGCACUCCCUUUAGAGAGGAAACCUUUCGAAGCAUUCGUGGGCCUGGUGCCACACGGUUGCAGAGCCAUCUACACAAUGGAUUGGUGCCUUCUGCCGAGCCAGAGUCAAGCAGAAAGCGAUGCAGCGAGCUCUGGCACACGGGCAGUCUUCAGAGGGACUUGACUCCCCAAGCUCACGUGGAAGAGCGCAGUGGACGCCGUCAGCACCCUGCAGGGUUCAAAGGUUCACUCGAAAGGAGCUCACUGAUGCCUAUAUAG